Pestalotiopsis fici W106-1 is the source of this 1062-nucleotide messenger RNA. RefSeq names its product Trimethyllysine dioxygenase. Bases 1 to 1062 code for a protein of 353 amino acids. Gene Ontology annotation, molecular function: iron ion binding; trimethyllysine dioxygenase activity. Gene Ontology annotation, cellular component: mitochondrion. The record is from RefSeq and is a predicted model, not a curated record. NCBI's taxonomy places the organism in Eukaryota, Fungi, Ascomycota, Sordariomycetes, Amphisphaeriales, Sporocadaceae. Gene Ontology annotation, biological process: carnitine biosynthetic process. The transcript has 7 exons.
AUGCAAAGGGGCUUCAACACAUUCGAUAUCCCACGAGAUGUUCAUGCACUGAGUGUUGAGAGCAAGGAGGGAGGUGUUAAAGUCCGCUGGUCCGAUGAUGCGCAUGAGAGUUUUUAUCCUUGGGAUUUCAUCGACUACUAUCUUGAAGAAGAUCAGCCUAUUCCCGAGGAAGUAACGAUCAACACCUUUACCUCCAAAGGCAAUGCUCUGGCCGAAAAGUGGCCCCCAUCAGUCAGCAGCAAAGACAUCGAGAAGGAUGAGACCAAGGCAAUUGGCACCUUGACAAACUACAUCAGAAAAUUCGGAUUUGGCUUCAUUACCGAGGUGCCAUAUGAUACCGCCGAGCCCAGCCAAAAGCUUCUAGAAAAGAUUGCAUUCAUAAGACAAACUCACUACGGCGGCUUCUAUGACUUUGUGCCAGAUCUGGCACUAGCCGACACAGCCUACACCAACAUUGCCCUGGCAGCGCAUACAGACAAUACUUACUUUUCCGACCCAGCUGGACUACAGGCCUUUCACCUACUAUCCCACGUUGACAAGUCUGCCGAAAACGGCCAGGCCUCUCUAGGCGGACAAUCGCUACUGGUGGAUGGGUUUUGGGCGGCCGCCUUGCUCAAGGACGAGGACCCCAAGGCCUGGAAUGUCCUGAGCCGGGUCAAGCUGCCGUGGCAUGCCAGCGGAAACGAGGGCAUCACAAUCUCCCCUGACAAGCUCUACCCCGUUCUCGAGGUGGAUGAGACGACUGGAGAGCUGCAACGAGUUCGAUGGAACAAUGAUGAUCGAGGUGUCGUGCCAUUCCACAACGAAUACUCUCCUGAAGAGUGGUACGAUGCUGCUAGGAAAUGGGAGGCUAUACUGAAGCGCGAAUCUGUUGAGUACUGGUUUCAGUUGACACCAGGCAAUCUUUUGGUCUUUGACAAUUGGAGAGUCCUCCACGGCCGAAGCGCCUUUACUGGCAUCAGACGGAUCUGUGGUGGUUACAUCAACCGGGAUGAUUACAUCUCGCGCUGGAGAAACACAAACUUCCCCCGGGAGGAGAUUAUGCGCAGGGUUGUCGGUUAG